AUGCGAAAUGCAGUCGAGGGUCAGAGCAUUCUGAUAUCGGCACUACUGCGAGAUGUAGUCAAGGGUCAGAUCAUUCUGAUGACGGCAUUACUGCGAGAUGUAGUCGAGGGUCAGAGCAUUCUGAUGGCGGCACUACUGCGAGAUGUAGUCGAGGGUCAGAGCAUUCUGAUGAUAGCACUACUGCGAGAUGUAGUCGAGGGUCAGAGCAUUCUGAUGGCGGCACUACUGCGAGAUGUAGUCGAGGGUCAGAGCAUUCUGAUGGCAGCACUACUGCGAGAUGUAGUCGAGGGUCAGAGCAUUCUGAUGACGGCACUACUGCGAGAUGUAGUCGAGGGUCAGAGCAUUCUGAUGACGGCUCUACCGCGAGAUUUAGUCGAGGGUCAGAGCAUUCUGAUGACGGCACUACUGCGAGAUGUAGUCGAGGGUCAGAGCAUUCUGAUGACAGCACUACUGCGAGAUGUAGUCGAGGGUCAGAGCAUUAUGAUGGCGGCACUACUGCGAGAUGUAGUCGAGGGUCAGACCAUUCUGAUGACGGCACUACUGCAAGAUGUACUCGAGGGUUAG
Messenger RNA from Schistocerca piceifrons (Central American locust), 564 nucleotides. RefSeq lists its product as uncharacterized. NCBI's taxonomy places the organism in Eukaryota, Metazoa, Arthropoda, Insecta, Orthoptera, Acrididae. The transcript has a single exon. The record is from RefSeq and is a predicted model, not a curated record. The coding region runs from base 1 to 564 and encodes 187 amino acids.